CCUUCAGACGGCGCGCAUAAACAAAGUGCACACUUUGCAAAGUGGCGCGAUCGGCUUCACAGAGGACGGCACUCCGACUCUCAUGUUACCACUCGGGUGCUUGUUUUUCAUUUUUAAACCACUUGACUUUUUAUUUUUUAUUUUUACAAGAAACAACUAGAAAGGAAUUUUUUUUUUGCCUCGCUUUUAGAGUACUGUUUUUUUAAUUAUUAUUAUUAUUAUUAUUACCUCGACAUUUCUUGGUGAUUAUUGCGGAUGGGAAAAGGAUACUAGAUGCGGGCUUGUCAUCAUCGCAAGUAAAGACGGAACCGCCACAGCAAAGCAACACAGGUUCGGAAAAGUGCCCCGCGCCGAGCCCCGAAUCCCGGCGAUUGGACCCUUCCUCCGCCGAGCCCUGCCCGCUUCAGGAGCCCCGUCCCGGCAGGAGCCACGCCACCUCUGAAGCCCGGACACCCAGCACCAUUCAGCGCGAAGCUCUCACACCAGAUCUAUGGCAUUGUGACAAUGAACAAGCGCACUCAGUUAUUGGAACAGCUGCAGUUUGUCCAGUUGAAAUGCACACCUCGAGACAUGCCCUGCGUGCAGGCUCAGUACGGGCCCGCCCCCCCAGGCUCCACCUACUCCGGCCAGUCUUUCGGUUACCAAGGGGACAGCUACGGCUCUGACCUCAUGACCUCCGACUACACCAAGCUGGACCUGGGCGGCGGCGAGAUCUCCGCCGCCGCCGCCACCACCUCCCUCCCCAGCUUCAACGUCUUCGUGGAGGGGGGCUACGAGCCCAAGUCGUCCUGCCUCUACCAGAUGCCCCCGCACAGGCCCGCCAUCAAGAAGGAGGAGGACAGCUACCCGUCCGCCCCCCAGCUGGAGGCGCUAUCCUCCUCCGCCAUGUACUUUAAACAGUCCCCACCUUCGACUCCGACCACCCCCUCCUUGCCCCCGCAGCCCGGCACCUCCUUCCUGUGGGAGGAGCACCCCCUCGCCCUUCCAUCGCAUCCCCACUCCAUGGGCUCCAACCUGGACACGAGCUCCCUCAAGUCCCCCCGCUUUCCACACUUCUACCAACACUCGCCGCCCCACAGCGGGGGCAGCGCAGGAGGCUACGAGGGUCUCUCGGGGGGCCUGGUACGCACUUCCUCCUCCUCUUCCUCCUCGUCAUCGUCAGUCUCCCAUGCUCACGCAUCGCCCCUGGACCAGCAGCCCAUGUAUCAGCUGCACCGCGGGGCCGGGGGCACCAGCCUGGCAUUCCGCUCCCUGGCGCUCGGCCCCUGCGGGCCCUUGCUCGGGGACAGCCUGCCCUCGCCGCCGCCCCGCGGGCCGCAGGGGGAAGGGACCUGCGCGGUGUGCGGGGACAACGCCGCCUGCCAGCACUACGGCGUUCGCACAUGCGAAGGCUGCAAAGGCUUCUUCAAGCGCACCGUGCAGAAGAACGCCAAGUAUGUGUGCCUGGCCAGUAAGAACUGUCCCGUGGACAAGAGGAGACGCAACCGAUGCCAGUACUGCCGCUUCCAGAAGUGUCUCAGCGUGGGCAUGGUCAAGGAAGUGGUGCGCACCGAUAGCUUGAAAGGGCGUCGUGGCCGUUUGCCCUCCAAACCAAAGAGCCCCCUGCAGACAGAGGCGGCCCCUCCCUCUCCGCCCCUCAGCCUGAUCUCCGCACUGCUCCGGGCUUAUUCCCACUGCACGCCCCACGACCUUGACUACAGCCAGUUCAGUGCUGCUGACCCCCCCUCCUCGUCUUCGGAUGCCGAGCACAUCCACCUUUUCUACCGGCUCCUGACUAUUUCGAUGGAGACCACGCGGUGCUGGGCCGACCGGCUUCCAGGGUUUUCCGAGCUCCUGAGGGAUGAUCAGAACCUGCUCAUAGACUCCGCCUUCUUGGAGCUGUUUGUCUUGCGAUUGGCUCACAGGUCGAUGCUGUCGGAGGAUAAACUGGUGUUCUGUAACGGUUUGGUGCUGCACAGGUUCCAGUGCCUUCGUGGUUUCGGAGAGUGGCUGGACUCCAUUCGAGACUUUUCCAACCAUCUCCAGAGCCUAAACCUGGACGCGUCCGCCUUCGCCUGCUUGGCCGCGCUCGUCCUGCUCACAGAGCAAGUCCCUGGCCUGAAGGAUUCCAAGCGGGUGGAGGAGCUCCAGAAUAAAGUGAUUUGUUGUCUCAGAGACCACCUGGGCUGCGGCCCCUCCUCCUCGUCGUCGUCGUCAUCCUCGUCCAAGGCCACGCCCGCCCUGAGUCGUAUUCUGGGCUUAAGGGCAGAGCUGCGCUCCCAGAGGACUCAGGGCCUUCAGCGGAUCUUCUACCUGAAGCUGGAGGACCUGGUGCCACCUCCGCCUUUGAUUGACAGGUUCCUGGACACUCUGCCUUACUGAUGGUUGAAGGAUGGAGAGGAAAAUUGAAAGAACCCCCCCCUCCCCCAACAACAAAAAAAAAAAACUCACUUUGCUAUGUGAUGCCAACAGGACAAGCACCUAAAAAAGACACGAAAAAUGCUUUGCCACUUUUGAUUUGGAAGACGGAAGGACAUUUUGCCGUCUGGUUAAGGGGGGGGGCCAGUUCUGAGAACAUCAUGCAUUGCACACAUGUGAGCGUCCACAUGUUCAAUAACACAGGAAGCGCAUUGUUUGAUUCCAAGUGCAAUUUCGGACCGCUUUUUCUCGUCCCGUUGGAGGAAGCAUACGGAAUGGCUUCAUUUCAAACUCUAAAUUAUUUGAAGACGUGUCCCAUAUUGUCAGUCCGGCUCAGAAGAAAGACGGCUGGAGAGGAGAAACGUGCACUAACGAUUGAUGACUGUUCACUCAGACUUGAAUGGCUUGUUUUUGUGUUUUUUUUUGCUGUUUUUUUUUAUUUUUAUGACGCACUUACACCCUGCAAAGGGCGACAAGCACCGACACACACCCGGAGAGCAGGGUGCUCGAUAAGGUAGACCCACGGGCCAAACAUUCCGCAGUUUUUUUUUUCUAUUUGUGGCGACGUGAGUGUGAGCGGGACCGUGUUUGAUGCUGUUUUUUUUUUUGCCUGUGUGUGUGUGUGUGUGUAUGAGAAGCUUGGAGAAGCCAGCAUCUUCUGCAUGGUGUGUUUUAAAGCUGUGGAGAAGCAGCUUGCCUCAUUUGUCUCAACCACCCCCCCCACCCCUCCGCUCCCUGAAAGAAAGAAAAAAAAAAAAAGCCCUCACCCACUCACGGCAGCAGUGAUAUUUAAAAAAAAAAAAAAAACUAAAGAAAAAGAAGGAAAAAAAGCAAAUUCUAUAGAUAUAUAAAUAUAUAAAUAUACAAAAACUAAUAUUUUGAAGUGUUUUUAGCUUUUUUCAAAUAUUGUGGUACGACUUGUGCAUUGUUUUCAAAAAGACGCAAAAGAAAAAAAAAAAGAGAGAGAAAAAGUUGCUGUUUUUUUUUUUUUUUUAAUGUCCCUCUUUGGUUUUGAGUUUCCUGUUCGAUUUUUUUUUCUUUCUCUUUGGUUCACUGGAUUUUCUGUUCAGCACUUUGAAAUCAUAAACUAGUUCUGAUUAUUCUGGCUCCUGUGUUGUUUUUAUAUUUGCCACUUCAUGCACUUCCUGACAAUGACAUGCGGUCAUGGUUUAUUGAUCCGUUUGAAUGCCU
Molecule: messenger RNA, 3588 nt
Organism: Doryrhamphus excisus (bluestripe pipefish)
Lineage: Eukaryota; Metazoa; Chordata; Actinopteri; Syngnathiformes; Syngnathidae
Gene: nr4a3
Product: nuclear receptor subfamily 4, group A, member 3
Biological process (GO): cellular response to corticotropin-releasing hormone stimulus; regulation of transcription by RNA polymerase II
Cellular component (GO): transcription regulator complex; nucleus
Molecular function (GO): nuclear receptor activity; nuclear glucocorticoid receptor binding; RNA polymerase II cis-regulatory region sequence-specific DNA binding
Source: RefSeq, a predicted model, not a curated record